Molecule: messenger RNA, 1313 nt
Organism: Olea europaea var. sylvestris
Lineage: Eukaryota; Viridiplantae; Streptophyta; Magnoliopsida; Lamiales; Oleaceae
Product: alanine--glyoxylate aminotransferase 2 homolog 3, mitochondrial-like
Exons: 8
Cellular component (GO): mitochondrion
Molecular function (GO): transaminase activity; pyridoxal phosphate binding
Source: RefSeq, a predicted model, not a curated record
GGUGGUAUUGCCACUGUGAAUUGUGGGCAUUGUCACCCUGAUGUGGUUAAGGCCAUCAUUGACCAAACGAACAGAUUACAGCACUCCACUAUUCUCUACCUUAAUCAUGCAAUUGCUGAUUUUGCUGAGGCACUAGCCUCAAAGUUACCCUGUGAUCUCAAGGUUGUAUUCUUUACAAAUUCAGGGACAGAAGCAAAUGAAUUAGCCAUGAUGAUGGCAAGAUUGUACACAGAUUGUCAUGAUAUCAUAUCACUGAGGAAUGCAUACCAUGGAAAUGCUUCCGGGACUAUGGCCGCCACUGCACAAAGCAAUUGGAAAUUCAAUGUUGUGCAGAGUGGAGUUCAUCAUGCCAUGAAUCCAGACCCAUAUAGAGGUCUAUUUGGUGCAGAUGGUGAAAAAUAUGCACACGAUGUUCAAGAUCUAAUUCAGUUCGGAACUUCUGGCCGUGUUGCUGCUUUUAUUUCUGAAGCUAUACAGGGUGUUGGCGGAAUAAUGGAGUUAGCUCCGGGCUAUUUGCCUGCUGUAUAUAAUAUCAUCAGAAAAGUAGGAGGUCUCUGUAUUGCGGAUGAGGUUCAGUCUGGGUUUGCUCGCAUCGGGAGCCAUUUCUGGGGAUUUGAAGCCCAUGAUGUUGUUCCAGACAUAGUUACAAUGGCAAAGGGGAUUGGAAAUGGAAUUCCCCUCGGCGCUGUAGUAACUACUCCUAAAGUUGCUGAGGUAUUGACUCGUCGAUGUUACUUCAACACCUUUGGAGGAAACCCUGUAUGUACUGCUGCAGGGCAUGCUGUUCUCAAAGUGAUUAUGAGGGAAAAACUUCAGGAGAAUUCUCAUGUCGUUGGUUCCUACUUGAAAGAGCGCCUCAAUGAUCUCAAAUCCAAACAUGAAAUCAUUGGUGAUGUAAGAGGACGAGGAUUGAUGCUUGGGGUCGAACUAGUCACUGACCGUCAACUAAAAACUCCUGCAAAGGUCGAAAUUCUGCAAGUGAUGGACCAAAUGAAAGAUAUGGGAGUAUUGGUCGGCAAAGGUGGUUUCUACGGAAAUGUGUUCAGACUUACACCUCCACUGUGCUUCAGUAAGGAGGACGCCGACUUUCUUGUGGAUGUUAUGGACUAUGCAAUGACGAAAUUAUGAAGUUUCCAUCAAAUUCGCGGCAGAACAACUCCUCCAUCUCUCAUUUGAAGAACAAAUAUCGUAUGAUGUAAUUUGAAACAUUCAUAUCAUUAUUCAUCAAAUGUAUUGUUAAAACUUACUUCUAUAUAUCUUAGUUCACAAUGAAUACUUGAUGCGGAAAAUAUAAACCUACUUUUCAUGUUUUC